UACAUUCUGAUAGAAAGCAGCGGUGAAAUUUUAGUGAUUUAAAUUUAGGGAGUUUUGUUUUUGAUGGCCCUUGUCAAUUUCGUCUUUUUUGGACAAUAAUACUUUUUGGUCUUAUGUUUUAGCCAUCUGAAAACGUGUUUGUCUUUUGUCGAGUUUUUGUUUUGUUUUCGUCUCAUUGUAGUGCCAGUUUACUAGAAAUGUUUUCAUCUGUAAAAGUUUAAAAAAAAAAAAAAAAAAAAACUCAAAACAUUAAUAAUAGUUUCCAUAGACUUCAUAAUGUAUUGACAGGGCGCAGGGCCGAUUAAUAGGGGGCCUAUGUCCGUCAAAGCUGACCGAGUGAAAACACAAUGAGCUUUUUUCCGUUGAAAAUUCUUGUGAAUAAAUGCUUAAAUCCCUGAAUUCUUACUAUAAAUGUAAAACUGUCUCGAUUCUUGGUUAAAAACAAAAAAAAACUGCUGGUAGUAUUUAUGCAAAUAUUUCGAACUUUUAGGCUAGUCAGGAGAUUAACGGCAGCCAUAUGUAAACAGAGCUUUUUCCGUUGAGAAUUUUCUUGUGAAUAAAUGCUUAAAUCCCUUAAUUCUUUAUAGAUAUGGACGUAAAACAGUCUUGGUUCUUUGUUAAAAGCAAAAAAAAAAAAAAAAAAAACGUGCCGGUAGCAUUUCUUUUACGUAAAUGUUGCGAACUAUGAGGCUAGUCAGUUGGGAAAUUAGCGGCCGCCAGAUAUAAACAGCUUUUCCAGUGAAUACUCUAGUGAAUAAAUGCUUAAAUCCCUGAAUUCUUUAUAGAUAUGGACUUAAUAGGACUUUAAUAGGGAGUCCUAAUGUUUUCAAAUGACUGUACAGUAUAAGAACAGUCAAAGUAAUGUCAACGUGUUACGAAUGAAAAUACCUUUGUUUUUAGCUUGUUUUCGAAUACUAGGACCUUUGAUACACUUAGCCGUAAUCUCUGGGCAUCGAAUGCUUGUGUUGGAUGUGCCACCGCCGUGUGAGCGUACAAUUGUUCCCGGUGUUUGCGUUGAGGUGGCUGAGGUAGUGCAGAUAAGCGCCUGGACAGAGACAAACCCCCAAAAAUACAGAGCUAUGUACAGAUGAUAUUGGAGAGGAAGUUUGCUUAGCAAAAUAAUGGCAUAUGGUUUGCUUUCUUCGAGUUUAUUUGCCAGAUUAAAGGUUUAUUAUAAUGUAUGAUAUUGUCAAACACCUCAUAUGAAAAUUUAAGUGUAUCCUAAUGGGAGUUCUAAACAAGGUUCAGGUCAAUAUGUCUUGCCAACAUUCCUCUGACCCCUGAAACGGCACGUGACCAAGAGAGGCGAAUCCGCCGCGAGAUCGCCAACAGCAACGAGCGGCGGCGCAUGCAGAGCAUCAACGCCGGCUUCCAGUCGCUGAAGACGCUCAUCCCGCACAGCGAUGGCGAAAAGCUCAGCAAGGCCGCCAUCUUGCAGCAGACGGCCGAGUACAUUUUUACACUAGAGCAGGAGAAGACGCGACUACUGCAGCAGAACAGCCAACUCAAGAGAAUCAUACAGGAGUUGAGCGGCUCCUCCCCGAAGAGGAGGCGCGUGGAGGAGAAGGACGAAGGCAUCGGCUCGCCGGACAUCCUGGAGGACGAGAAGGCGGAGGACCUGCGGAGGGAGAUGAUCGAAUUGAGGCAGCAGCUGGAGAAGGAACGCUCCGUAAGGAUGAUGCUGGAAGAUCAGUUGCAGAUGCGCUCCCUGGACGCUGACUCGUACCCGGAGAAAGUGAAGCAGAACCUGGCGAGUGUGCAGCAACACAAGCAGCUGGAGAAGGACCAUACACCUUCCCACAGCCCACGGGCACUCGCGCCGGCUACCCCUCCCGCACCCACGCACCACGCCACAGUCAUCGUUCCCGCGCCCCCUCUCCAGCCACCGUCGCAUCAUGUCAACGUGGUCACCAUGGGCCCGUCGUCAGUCAUCAACACCGUCUCCACGUCCCGACACAACCUGGACACAAUCGUUCAGGCCAUCCAACACAUUGAGGGCACCCAAGGCAAAGGCGGGGGUGAGGAGGAACAGCGGAGGGCGGUCAUCGUCAGCUCCGGGCGCGUCCAUUCCGACAGCGACGAACCGGACGACUGCUCCCUGCCAUGAGUUCCUCACACACACACGCAAACACCCUAACACAUCCCAAAACACAGGAAUUGGACUUUAAACAGGGCUGGUAGACUCAUUGAAGCACUCUUUUUCUACACAUUUCCUUACAGUAUAGUAAGCCCCUUGGUCAUAUCUCUUUAACUUAUAGAAAGGUUAUUAGAGCAGCUACUUGACAUGACUGAUCUUAUAAAUACUCUCAUACUGGAUGUUACUCGCUCAAGCUACACGUCUUUGUUUUUGUUUUUUGUUUUGUUUUUGCGCCGCCAAAAGAAAAUUCCUCCUUACGACAGGGAAGGAUGGAGUACUCUUACCGCUUUUGUCUUUUCAUCAUUAUUACUGGGCUGGCUUCCCGGUAAAACCUUUUCCACGUUCAUUUUUGGGAUUUUCCACCCAUAAGCUAACUAAACACGCCUUUGAAGGACUUUUAAGAAAAUGUCCUAGAUCCUGAUUUGCGCUUAGUUGUACGGCGGACUCUGGAAGUCUAUAGCAGUGCAACAUGAUUACUGUACAAUCACAAAUGCUCGUUUCGGAAAAUAAACGCUGAGAAUAAUCACGGCAACGGUUGAAGCUUGGCGUCUGAAUAAGAAAAUUCCACAAACGUCUUUGGAGAUUAUUCCAGAACACAGGUGUGGAAUUGAUUGCCGCUAAUGAAAAUCAAAUGUCUUAAUCUGACCAAAUUUGAAAGUCACAACAAUUGGAUCCCAUUAAUGGUGAUAGACUAACCAGAGUUGCUCCAACAUUGAACAUUUUAUCAAUAUGUAUUCAUAAAUUGCCAAGUGUAACUGGUGAUGUUUGUCUGUGUUGUGUCGCGGAUUAAUAGCGAUGGGAGGCAGGACCAUUGUGGCAAUUGCUCUGACAAAAGUUCACAAAAAGAACAAAUUCGGCAUUACAAACGCGCCCUUAUUGAAAUUAAAUAACGUAAUACUUAACAUGCUUGGAAAUGAAAUUUGACAACAAAACUUUCUUUAGGCACCGUUGCCAGGGUAGAAAAAGUAUUUUUCAUAACUAAUUUGUACCCACAGUUUACUAAACUGUUGACACAGUUUAGUAAUGUGAACCAACAGUUUAGCUAUGACCCGGAAACGGUAGUCCUCAAUUUGGUUUGCUGGAGACUCCAAAAGCCAACAGACCAAACCAGCAAGGAGCUGCACAUGGGUUGCCCUUGACAAACUAAAUUGUUAAUUAAAUUGUAAAUUAAAUUGUUUUGAAAGGUAACUAAUGCACUUUUUUUUUUGGGUAGCAGUGAAUACUGUCGCUUUCAGGUUUCAUCAAUAAAUAUAACAUUUUUUUCCCCACAGUUUAGUAAUAUGUGGGUAAAGAUUAGUGAACUGUGAGAUUACUAAUCCGUACCCACAGCUCACUAAACUGUACCCACAGCUCACUAAUAUGUACCCACAAUUCACUAAUCGGAUUAGUAAUCUGUAGCAAACUAUACCCACAGUUUACUAAUCUGUACCAACAGAUGACUAAUCCGUACCCACGGAUCACUAAACUGUAUCCACAGAUUACGAAACUAUACCAACAGUUUACAAAUCUGUAUCCACAGAUUACUAAACCUCAAAGCAUCCAAAUGUACCCACACUGUACCCACAGUUUACUAAUCUGUACCCACUAAUGACUAAUCCACAGAUCACUAAACUGUACCCACAGAUUACUUAACUAUACCAACAGUUUACAAGUCUGUACCCACAGAUUACUAAACCUCAAAGCCUGCAAAUGUACCCAAGAUGUACCCACAAUUUACUCAUUUUACCCACAGAUUACUAAACUAUCAAUAGUUUUCUAAUCUGUACCCAUAGAUUACUAAACCACAAAUUAUAAAAACAUACCCACAGUUUACUCGUCUGUAUCCACGGAUCACUAAACUGUAUCCACAGAUUACGAAACUAUACCAACAGUUUACAAAUCUGUAUCCACAGAUUACUAAACCUCAAAGCAUCCAAAUGUACCCACACUGUACCCACAGUUUACUAAUCUGUACCCACUAAUGACUAAUCCACAGAUCACUAAACUGUACCCACAGAUUACUUAACUAUACCAACAGUUUACAAAUCUCUACCCACACAUUACUAAACGUCAAAGCAUCCAAAUGUAGCUACACUGGACCCACAGUUUACUAAUCUGUACUCACAGAUGGCUAAUCCGUACCCACAGAUUACUUAACUAUACCAACAGUUUACAAGUCUGUACCCACAGAUUACUAAACCUCAAAGCCUGCAAAUGUACCCAAGAUGUACCCACAAUUUACUCAUUUUACCCACAGAUUACUAAACUAUCAAUAGUUUUCUAAUCUGUACCCAUAGAUUACUAAACCACAAAUUAUAAAAACAUACCCACAGUUUACUCGUCUGUACCCACGGAUUACUAAACUGUAACCACCGUUCACUAAUCUAUACCCCCAGAUUAGUAAUAUAUUAGUAAACUGUAGUAAACUAUACCCACAGUUUACUGUAGGUUUACUGUAAACUGUAGUAAACUAUACCCACAGUUUACUAAUCUAUGGGUACAGAUUACUAAUCUGUGUGUAUAAAUUAGUGAAUGGUGGUUACAGUUUAGUAAUCUGUGGGUACAGAUGAGUAAACUGUGGGUAUAUUUUGAUAAUUUGAGGUUUAGUAAUCUAUGGGUA
Messenger RNA from Corythoichthys intestinalis (scribbled pipefish), 4736 nucleotides. RefSeq names its product transcription factor AP-4 (activating enhancer binding protein 4) (gene tfap4). The record is from RefSeq and is a predicted model, not a curated record. Gene Ontology annotation, cellular component: nucleus. The coding region runs from base 1349 to 2107 and encodes 252 amino acids. Lineage: Eukaryota; Metazoa; Chordata; Actinopteri; Syngnathiformes; Syngnathidae. Gene Ontology annotation, molecular function: RNA polymerase II cis-regulatory region sequence-specific DNA binding; DNA-binding transcription factor activity, RNA polymerase II-specific; protein dimerization activity. Gene Ontology annotation, biological process: regulation of transcription by RNA polymerase II. The transcript is spliced from 7 exons.